Messenger RNA from Colletotrichum orchidophilum, 870 nucleotides. RefSeq lists its product as uncharacterized. The transcript has 2 exons. Gene Ontology annotation, molecular function: protein binding. The coding region runs from base 1 to 870 and encodes 289 amino acids. Lineage: Eukaryota; Fungi; Ascomycota; Sordariomycetes; Glomerellales; Glomerellaceae. The record is from RefSeq and is a predicted model, not a curated record.
AUGGGCCGUCUCGACCUCUCUUUCCUCCUGGAGUCAGGCUCCUACAGUGAUCUAAGAAUUAUCACCACCGAAGUAGAAGAUGGCUCUGAGACCGAGUACUCCGUUCAUCGCAACAUUCUCUUCACCCAAUGUCCGAGAUUGAAAGAUUUGAACCGGGAAGAAGGAGUCGACAUCGUCCAUCUGGACUACCGUGCUUUGACACUCGGGUCCAUAUUGCAGUACUUGUACUCCGGACAGUACGAGGCGCUUUACGAGCAACCGCUGGCGGUCCGGCGAGCCAGCGAGGCUGAUCUUGAAUAUCAGCCUCACUCGAUGUACUGGUCCCUCCACACCAUGCAGCUGGCUCAUGAGCUCGAGCUCGUCGAUCUGUACGGGGAAGCGGCGGAUGCGUUGUGCUGUUCAGCACAAUAUCUCACGAACCAUGUUGACUUCCCCGGCGUGAUCGACGAGCUCUACGAGACGUGUAGCCAGCACUCACAAUUCCCCGUCCACCUCGCGAAGAUUGCCAGUACCAUUGCAGAGAACUGUCUGAUAAAGCGACGGAUGCAAGACCGACUCCAGCCCAUCAUGCUCAAACACCCACAGCUCGCCCUGGACACAAUGGAAGCAAGCAUGGACGCUCUGGCUGAAGCCAGAAGGGAGCUGAUUGAAGCUCAAGAGGAGAUAUCAGACCUUCGGGCUCAGGGCUACCAAGUUGGUGACUUCUGGGUCGAGGCUGAGCGAGAAAGAGAGCGUGAUCGGGAGAGGAGAGAGGAAGAAGCGGCUCGCGACAACAAUUCCGAGUACCAAAUUGUUCGGGGCAGCAAGAAAAGAAGCCGUUCCACUUCCUCAGGUGCUGGAGAAUACCCAGAACGGGAAGGAGAGAUUUAG